Molecule: messenger RNA, 2168 nt
Organism: Nymphaea colorata (pocket water lily)
Lineage: Eukaryota; Viridiplantae; Streptophyta; Magnoliopsida; Nymphaeales; Nymphaeaceae
Product: probable methyltransferase PMT7
Exons: 7
Coding region: 291-2072 (593 amino acids)
Cellular component (GO): endosome; trans-Golgi network; cytoplasm
Molecular function (GO): methyltransferase activity
Source: RefSeq, a predicted model, not a curated record
AAGGGGACAAGUAUUUGCCAAAGUGGCAGACGUUCUCAUACAAUCUUGGAUGCUCCUAUCCUCUCUCUUUAGCCCACCGGGCGAGCAAACCUCCGGAUCCACGGAAGAUCGGCUAUGUUGUUCCCCACCGACAGUGUUUCUCUUCUCCCUGAAGGCUUCUGUGUGGAUUCAGUGUUUCAAGCUGCUUCAGUGCCUGCUUCCUGACCAAGAACGAGCAUAGACAAGAAGUUCUGUUGGGGUUGAUGGUUCCGACCUUCUGAGAGGAGAAGGAGGAAGAAGAAGAGGGAAAGAUGAGUCGAAUCCUCUCGCCGGUAGCGGACUCUAAGUCGGUAAAAAUGAUCGUGUCCACCCUCGUCUUGAUGGUCGCAUCUUUCUACAUCGGAACACUGUUCGGCGACAAGGAGCUGGUCUUCGUCGAGGACCCUUCCGCACCCCCUGGAGGUCUCAAGUUUUACAACAAAGUUGCUCUCUCAUUUAGAGAAACUCCAGUUAUGAUUCCAGAAGCUGGGAUGAACGUAUGCCCUUUGAUCUAUAAUGAGUACAUACCUUGUCAUGAUAUGUCAUUUAUUGGAACUCUGCUGCCAAAAUUAAAUUUAACAAGGAAGGAGGAACUUGAAAGACAUUGUCCUCCUCUAGGAAAGCGAUUAUUUUGUUUGAUCCCUCCUCCUAAGGAUUACAAAAUCCCAUUAAGGUGGCCGAUCAGUAGAGAUUAUAUUUGGCGUAGCAAUGUAAAUCAUUCACAUCUUGCUGAGGUCAAAGGUGGACAAAAUUGGGUCCAUGAGAAAGGAAACUUAUGGUGGUUCCCUGGGGGUGGCACACAUUUUAAGCAUGGUGCUCCAGAGUAUAUCCAGAGAUUAGGAAACAUGACUACCCAUGAGAAAGGUGAUCUGCGAGAUGCUGGAGUAUUCCAAGUCCUGGAUGUUGGAUGCGGUGUUGCAAGCUUUUCGGCCUUCUUGCUUCCAAUGGGUAUACAAACAAUGUCAUUUGCACCCAAAGAUGGCCAUGAGAAUCAGAUACAAUUUGCUCUAGAACGAGGAAUUGGUGCUAUGGUUGCCGCACUGGCCACAAAACAACUUCCUUUUCCAAGCAAUUCUUUUGAAAUGGUUCACUGUUCCCGUUGUCGUGUCGAUUGGCAUGAGAAUGAUGGUAUUCUACUCAAAGAAGUUGACAGACUCCUGCGACCUAAUGGCUACUUCGUUUACUCAGCUCCCCCUGCUUACAGGAAGGAUAAGGAUUUCCCAGUGGUAUGGGAGAAGCUGGUCUACCUGACAACAGCGCUAUGUUGGAAACUUAUAGCUCAGCAGGUGCAAACUGCUAUUUGGAUCAAAGAAGCAAAUCAGUCAUGUCAGCUAGAACAUGCAAAGGAGAAAACUUUGAAUUUAUGCACUUCAAAGGAUGACACUAGUCCAUCUUGGCAAGCACCAAUAAAAGAUUGCGUUAAUCUUAGUCCAAGAGCUGAAGACAUUAACAAGCUCCCUCCAGGACCAGAACGUCUUUUGUUAUAUUCUAGGAGUUUGGAGACAACAGGCAUUACUUCAGACAUGUUUAGAUUGAAUACCAUGUUUUGGCAAGAACAAGUAGCCCAGUAUGAGCAGCUGAUGGGGAUCAACUUCACAGAAAUAAGGAAUGUCAUGGACAUGAAUGCUUACUGUGGUGGAUUUGCAGUUGCUUUAAGUAAACGACCUCUAUGGGUUAUGAAUGUAGUUCCUGCCAGUAUGAACAACACACUAGCUGCAAUAUAUGACCGUGGACUGAUUGGUUCCUUCCACGAUUGGUGUGAGCCUUUUUCCACAUACCCAAGAACGUAUGAUUUGUUGCAUGCUUCUCACCUUUUCUCACAUUAUAAGAGCCGAGGUGAAGGUUGUCUGAUGGAAGAUCUUAUGCUUGAGAUGGAUAGGAUUAUCCGACCUCAGGGCAUCAUUGUCAUCAGAGAUGAAAGCAUCCUUGUGUCAAGGGUCAAAAGUCUAGCUACAAAGUUCUUUUGGGAUGCUGAAUCACAUGUUCUGCUGGACGAAAAUGGCAACAAAGAAGAUGUACUCAUAUGCAGAAAGAAAUUUUGGGCAAUUUCUUGAAUAUACAUUAUUGCUAUUUGGUUAUUCUCCUACGGCCAUCCAGAGAAAAGAUGGCUCUGUAAUUCAUUCUAGCUAGCUAUUUUUUUGAAUUUUCAA